AUGGCGCUACCGUCACACAUCGUCAUCGUGGGAGGAGGGGUGUUUGGAUUGUCCACCGCACUGGCCCUGACCAAGCGGCACCCCGAAUCCCAAAUUACAGUGGUGGAUCGGGGGCCGAUUCCGGACCCGGCCAAGUGGCCCGUCGACAACUCGCGAAUCGUACGCGCAGACUACGCGAACGUAGCCUACUCUAAACUGGCAACGAUCGCCAUCGAGCGCUGGCGUAACACUGACUGGGGCCGCAACGGGCGGUACACGCAGAACGGGCUGCUGCUUAUGUAUCCGGACGACGGCACCAGCACCAAGGAAUACGCGCGCAAGAGCUACGAUAAUGUCAAACCGGUAGGACGGGAUAACGUCGAGUUCCUGCCCUCCAAAGCCGAUAUACUCAGGGCAUUCCCGACCGCGGACAGUGAUAGGCUGGAUGUCGCGGGCGGGUACGUGAACUGGGGCGCGGGCUUAUCGGACGUCACGGCGAGCUUGCGCUUCGUGAAAGAGCAGUUGGACCGUGAAGGAAAGGUCGUGUUUCACACCGGUUACGCCAACCGCGUGCUAUACGAUUCACCGGACGACAGACCAGGCUCUAAGCCCCGGGCCACAGGCGUCGCGCUCUACGGGGGCCUAUCUAUCCACGCGGACCUAGUCAUUCUCGCUACAGGCUCGAAGACCUGGACUGGAUUGGUUAGUCUGCGCGACGGGACCGUCCUCACAUCCCGGGCAACAGCGUUCAUGCGCGUCUCCGACGAAGAGCAGCGGGAGCUGGAAAACCUACCGACCAUCCACAACAUACACACGGGGAUUUGCGUCCUGCCGCCGAGAGAUAAUUGCCUGAAGAUCGCGCGCUGUACCUAUAUAUACCGCCACGAGACUCCGGUGAACGCCUCCGAGGAGGACUUCACUUUCCCGGGCAACGUCGUCCCUAUCUUAGCAACAGAUGCCUUCCGUACGGUACUAAAGCAACUACUGCCGCAGUUCGCUGAUCGGUCGUUCUCCUCUCUGAACGUGAGUCGGCGGGCGGAGAGUCCAAAAGCCGACUUCACCGUAUCCUACCACCCCGCCUACGAAGGCCUCUUCCUUGCUAUUGGCUGCAGCGAACACGUAUCCAAGUUUUUCCCGGUGAUUGGCGAUAAGGUUGUCGAUGCGCUGGAGGGCUCGCUCGAGCUUGAACUGCGUGACUUAUGGGCGUGGACGGGUGGCCCGGUGCCUGUUUCUAAUGGGGAGGAUGGGGAAGAUCGCUUUUGA
Messenger RNA from Penicillium daleae, 1242 nucleotides. RefSeq names its product NAD(P)/FAD-dependent oxidoreductase. Lineage: Eukaryota; Fungi; Ascomycota; Eurotiomycetes; Eurotiales; Aspergillaceae. Gene Ontology annotation, molecular function: L-pipecolate oxidase activity; flavin adenine dinucleotide binding; sarcosine oxidase activity. The transcript is spliced from 3 exons. Bases 1 to 1242 code for a protein of 413 amino acids. The record is from RefSeq and is a predicted model, not a curated record.